This is a messenger RNA of Acinonyx jubatus (cheetah), 4211 nucleotides long. RefSeq names its product cadherin 19 (gene CDH19). The record is from RefSeq and is a predicted model, not a curated record. NCBI's taxonomy places the organism in Eukaryota, Metazoa, Chordata, Mammalia, Carnivora, Felidae. The transcript has 12 exons. Bases 580 to 2895 code for a protein of 771 amino acids. Gene Ontology annotation, cellular component: adherens junction; catenin complex; plasma membrane. Gene Ontology annotation, molecular function: cadherin binding; calcium ion binding. Gene Ontology annotation, biological process: cell morphogenesis; multicellular organism development; cell-cell junction assembly.
GCACAGAUUGGAAAAGCUCUUCUGUUUUUAGUAACUUUUGUGCAUGUUUUAAAUCGAUCAUUUGUUUCAUCAGCUAAUCCUCAAGCGGAGGGCAUGUCCUUUCCACUCGCAGAAGUUGAAUUCCCUCCUUAUCACCUCCAGCCAAUGCGUACUUUAUUUUCCUUUUGCUUGUUGUUUGGAAAAAGGAGGCGGGGGGUGGGGAGGAACUGUUCAUACCACUUGCUGGAGCUGUCUGCAUUUUCAUCCAAGCCUAUGAACGGACAUCAGAGUGCCCUUAUGAUAUUUUGCACAAAAGGCUCAGUGUUCAUGGCUCUACUCAGAGAACCCAAAAUAGCAUUCAGUAAGCAGUGACAUGGUGACAUAGUGAUACUAAAAGCCCAGGCAUCCGCAACUCAGAGCAGUAACCCAGAUGUCAGGUUCGACGAAAAGCUGGUGAAGCAAAAUAAGAAGGCUUCCUCCUGCUGUUCCUUCUGCGUUUAUCACGAAUUUGGAAACUCAGUGUUUGCAGACCUCUUAGAACUUGAAGAUACACAGCUACUGUUUCCUCCGAAGAAUACCAGUUGGAAUCAAACGAGCAGAAUGGAUUAUUGCUUAUUGCUGCCUUUUACGUUGGGAAUUUCUCUCCUAUGGCCUUGCUUUAUGGCAACAGAAAUCUCUCAAACAGAGGAAGUUAAGCACCCAGUGGAUUCUCAUUUGAGAGUGAAGCGUGGUUGGAUGUGGAACCAGUUUUUUGUACCAGAGGAAAUGAAUAAGACUAAUUAUCACAUUGGCCAGCUAAGAUCUGAUUUAGACAAUGGAAACAACUCUUUCCAGUACAAGCUUUUGGGAGCUGGAGCUGGAAGUAUUUUUGUCAUUGAUGAGAGAACAGGUGACAUUUUUGCCGUCCAGAAGCUUGAUAGAGAGGAACGAUCCCUCUACACUCUAAGAGCCCAGGUAAUAGACGGCACUACUGGAAGGGCUGUGGAACCUGAGUCUGAGUUUGUCAUCAGAGUUUCGGAUAUCAAUGACAAUGAACCAAAAUUCCUAGAUGAACCUUAUGAGGCCAUUGUACCAGAGAUGUCUCCAGAAGGAACAUUAGUCAUCCAGGUGACGGCAAAUGAUGCUGAUGAUCCUUCAAGUGGCAAUAAUGCUCGUCUCUUGUACAGUUUACUACAAGGCCAGCCCUACUUCUCCAUUGAACCAACAACAGGAAUCAUAAGAACAUCUUCUAAAAUGGAUAGAGAACUGCAAGAUGAGUAUUGGGUAAUUAUUCAAGCCAAAGAUAUGCUCGGUCAGCCGGGAGGACUGUCGGGAACAACAAGUGUGUUAAUUAAACUUUCUGAUGUUAACGACAAUAAGCCUAUAUUUAAGGAAAGUUUUUACCGUUUGACUGUCUCUGAAGCUGCACCCACUGGGACUUCUAUAGGAAAAAUCAUGGCAUAUGAUAAUGACAUUGGAGAAAAUGCAGAAAUGGAUUACAGCAUUGAAGAUGAUUCUCAAACAUUUGACAUAAUUACUAAUAAUGAGACACAAGAAGGAAUAGUGAUAUUAAAAAAGAAAGUGGAUUUUGAGCACCAGAAUGACUAUCGUAUUAGAGCAAAUGUUAAAAACCGCCACGUUGAUAAGCAGCUCCUGAAAUACCAUGUAGAAGCUUCCAGCACCCUCAUUAAGGUCCAGGUGGAGGACGAAGAUGAGCCUCCUGUCUUCCUCCUCCCAUAUUACCUAUUUGAAGUCUUCGAAGGCAGACCGCAUGGAUCAUUCGUAGGCACGGUCUCUGCCACAGAUCCGGAUCAGAGGAGCUCUCCUAUCAGUUAUUCUAUGACGAGAAGCAAAAUGUUCAAUAUUGAUGACAAUGGCACAAUAAUCACAACCAAUGCUCUUGAUCGAGAGAUUAGUGCUUGGUACAACCUAAGUAUCACAGCCACAGAAAAAUACAAUGUGCAACAAAUUUCUGCAGUUCCUGUGUAUGUGCAAGUUCUUAAUAUUAAUGAUCAUGCUCCCGAGUUCUCUGAAUACUAUGACACAUAUGUUUGUGAAAAUGCAGACCCUGGUCAGGUAAUUCAGACCAUCAGUGCAGUGGAUAGAGAUGAAUCCAUAGAAGAUCACCAUUUUUACUUUAAUCUGUCUGUGGAAGACACAAAGAACUCAAGUUUUAUAAUCAUAGAUAAUCAAGAUAACACAGCUGUAAUUUUGACUAAUAGAACUGGUUUUAGCCUUAAAGAAGAGCCCGUCUUCUACAUAUCUGUCCUAAUUGCUGACAAUGGGAGCCCAUCACUUACAAGUACAAACACCCUUACCAUACACGUCUGUGACUGUGAUGAUUAUGGCAGUACACAGACCUGCAGGAAUAAAGACCGUAUGCUUUCCAUGGGAUUCAGAACAGAAGUCGUACUUGCUAUUUUGAUAAGCAUUAUGCUAAUAUUUGGGUUUAUCUUUUUGAUCCUAGGUCUAAAACAGCGAAGAAAACAGACUCUGUUUCCUGCGAAAAGUGAAGACUUCGGAGAGAACAUAUUCAGAUACGACGACGAAGGGGGAGGAGAAGAAGACACCGAGGCCUUUGAUGUCGUAGAGCUGAGAAGCAGCGCCCUCAUGCGGGAGCGGAAGGUGCAGAAGACCGCUACGGAGGAGAUCAGGCGCCUGUACAGGCAAUCUUUGCAGGUGGGCCCCGACAGUGCCAUUUUCAGGAAAUUCAUUCUAGAAAAGCUCGAAGAAGCGAAUACUGAUCCUUGUGCCCCUCCUUUUGACUCCCUCCAGACCUACGCUUUUGAGGGAACGGGGUCAUUAGCUGGAUCCCUGAGCUCCUUAGGAUCGGCAGCCUCUGAUCAGGAGGAAUAUUAUGAUUACCUUAAUGAAUUGGGACCUCGCUUUAAAAGAUUAGCAUGCAUGUUUGGUUCAGCCACUCAGUCAUAUAAUUAGGGGCCUUUUAUUAUUAAAAAGUUUUUAAGAAUGCUAAUAUGUGUUUGGGCACACUGGUAGUCACUUGAGUAGAGAGGUGUUAUCUGGGGGGAAUAUAUAGGCACAGAUAGAGCAUCUUCUGAUUUCCUUGGAGUAAAUACCCCUCGGUUAUUUCAAGCUACCCGCAAGCUGUCAGUGAAUGCAGAUAUGGAGUGAUGCUAACAGUCGGCUCUCCGGUACAUGUAACCGAAAUAUUCCUCUAGCAUUUUUUUCACUACCAUCCAGUACAAAUUCUCAACAUUUUUGGAUGUUUAAUGUGAGAAAGGCCCUGAACUACAUCAACUUAAUAUCAGUUCAUGUAUCCAUUUUUUUUAAGUCUUACCGAAUGAGAGAAAAAUGCUUCUCUAUUUUAAGUUCCGAUGCUAUAUGGCUAUAUGGAGAUAAACACUUACAGGGAAUCUGGAUGAUUAUAUAAAACCUUUAAAAACUGUUUCUUGCUAAUGAAUAUGCAAGUUUCUGGCUGAGAUUCUAGGAUGAUGGGUAGUAGUUUGAUGUUUGAAAAUCAUUGUUAAGACCUCACUUGAAACUGAUCUCAAAUUUAGACAGAUACUUGUUAUAUGUUACUUAAUCAAGGAUACAGUGUAAAUUUGUAUUAUCUUUGAUAUUACAGAUUUGUAUAAAAAAGGGGGCAUGAAAAAAUGUUUGAGAGUUUUCUAUAAGUUAUUUUUCCAUUUAACCAAAGUAGGGCUUUGGCAUGUCACAAUACAACAAAAUAUAUGUUGACGUUUACACAACAUCCAAUUUAAACUUUAUUAUAAUUGGGGAAAGUGUGAAAAACUGUUAAGUGAAUUUUAUUGCUACUAAAAAUGAUAGCAAUAAAUGAAAGGAGUAUUUGAUUCAAAGUUGAAUUACUAUUCAUCCAAAAUAUUAUGAUCAACUGUACGGAUUCUCACCACUCAUAGAAUAAAACAUGAUAAGAUUCUCAGCAUUUCCUUUUCUAUUAAGAGCUUAGACUGUAACUGGUUCUUAAGUGUCAUAUUUUUAUUAUGGAAUAUAAAAUUAGGUGCAAUAGUUACUUUUAUUGUCACAUUAUGAAGAAAGUAUGGUAGGCUGUCGGACCUGGGAGCACCCAGAUAACAAGAUUUAUGACAACAUUAGAUAAUAAGGUCAUAAAACACCUUAAAUUUAAUGAACAUUUUAAGAAUGAUCCUUAUUAUUCUAUCCCAAUGAAGAUGGAAUUCAAAACUCAUAGGUUGAACAGAAAGAAAAGAAUGAAUAAAAUGUCCUCAAAAUUGUUUUAUAUCUUCAUUUCUUAUUAACAGCAUGUGAAAAUGAAC